Molecule: messenger RNA, 3912 nt
Organism: Trichoplusia ni (cabbage looper)
Lineage: Eukaryota; Metazoa; Arthropoda; Insecta; Lepidoptera; Noctuidae
Gene: pea
Product: ATP-dependent RNA helicase DHX8
Exons: 13
Coding region: 97-3864 (1255 amino acids)
Biological process (GO): mRNA splicing, via spliceosome; spliceosomal complex disassembly
Cellular component (GO): intracellular anatomical structure; catalytic step 2 spliceosome
Molecular function (GO): ATP binding; RNA binding; RNA helicase activity
Source: RefSeq, a predicted model, not a curated record
UCAAUGUCAUUGCAAAAUGCUAUGCAAUGAGUUUGGGUGGAAUUGUUGUGCAUUGUAAAUGAUUAAUCUUGAAUAUUGUAUAUAUAAGCUUGAAAAAUGGACGAAGUUGCUAAACUAGAGCAUCUGUCCCUCGUAUCAAAGGUCUGCACUGAGUUAGACAACCAUUUAGGAUUAAAUGAUAAAGAUUUAGCUGAAUUCAUUAUAGAUAUUGCAGAUAAGAAUCCAACAUUUGAUUGCUUCAAGAAAGCACUUGUAGAAAAUGGCGCUGAAUUUUCCGAUUCGUUUAUGACCAACUUGUUGCGUAUUAUACAGCACAUGAAACCUGCUAACAAUCCUUUACAAAAAGGUGAAACUAGCAGUGAAAGUAGCAACCCAUUGGCAAACAAGUUCCCUGGUCUAGCUAUACCUAAUGAGAAACCCCCACAUUUCUCAUCUGAUGAAGAAAGUGAAGAGGAGAAAGAUGAGAAGAAGACCAAAAGACUGACAUCAAAAGAUAUAUUCAAAAAUGAAGCAAAGACCAAAACAAAUGAUUCUAUUGUUGACCAAGCUAUGGCUGAGUUAGAAGCACUAGCACCAUCUAAUGUUACAUGUGCCCCUGUAAAAGAACCGUUGAAGAAAGAGAAAGAGAACAUAAAGGAGGAGGUGAAAAAGAGAGAAAGAAGCCGUAGUAGGGACCGCAAAGAUAGCAGCAAAAAGAGAGAAAGGUCAAGAGACAGGAGAGACGUGAAAAAGAGGCGCAGCAAAAGCAGAGAUAGGAGGAGUCGCAGUAGGGACCGUAGGAGUAGAAGUCGUGAUAGAGACAGGGAUAGAAGGAGGCGGUCUAGAAGUCGUCCCACAUCUAGCCGACACAGAUCUAGGGAUAGACACAGGAGAUCUAGAUCAAGAGGCAAGAGAUCUCCAUCAAGGGAGAGGGAAAGAGAAGACAGAUAUGGUGAUUAUAAGAAGCCCAGAAAGAGGAGUCCAGAGGUUGAAAUGAGUGAUGAUCCAGAGCCUGGGAAAAUAUACAAUGGGCGUGUGGCAAACAUUGUUCCAUUUGGCUGCUUUGUCCAAAUUGAGGGAGUGAGGAAGAGGUGGGAGGGUCUGGUACACAUCUCCCAGCUGCGCUCUGAGGGCAGAGUCACCAAUGUGUCUGAUGUAGUCAACAGAGGGGACAAAGUGAAGGUCAAAGUACUAUCUGUCACUGGACAAAAGGUAUCUCUCACCAUGAAGGAUGUUUGCCAAGACACUGGUAAAGAUCUCAAUCCUACAUCACAUGCACAUUUGGAGGCUGAACGUGAGGGUCGUAAUCCAGAUCGUCCGCCACCGAAUGCCACCGUCCUGGCCGGCUUGCAGGGCGGUCUUGACCCCGACGAGGAUUCCAGCCGCAAGCGAGUCACUAGGAUCUCCAGCCCCGAACGGUGGGAGAUCAAACAAAUGAUAUCAUCAGGAGUAAUAGACAAGAGCGAAUUGCCAGACUUUGAUGAAGAGACAGGUUUGCUACCGAAAGACGAAGACGGUGAGGCAGACAUCGAAAUAGAACUUGUGGAAGAAGAACCUCCGUUCCUGCAAGGUCAUGGCCGCGCGCUACACGACCUCUCGCCAGUCAGGAUCGUGAAGAACCCUGACGGCUCACUAGCACAAGCCGCUAUGAUGCAGUCAGCCCUAGCCAAGGAGAGAAGAGAACAGAAGAUGAUACAGAGAGAACAAGAGAUGGAAAGCCUGCCUAUGGGACUUAACAAAAACUGGAUAGAUCCAUUACCUGAAAGUGAUGGAAGAGCAUUAGCCGCAAAUAUGAGAGGAACUGGUAUCACACCACAGGAUCUGCCCGAGUGGAAGAAACACGUCAUUGGAGGAAAGAAAUCGUCUUUUGGAAAGAAAACCAAUUUGUCAUUGUUGGAACAAAGACAGUCACUGCCAAUUUAUAAGCUGAGAGAUGAGUUAACUAAGGCGGUAGCAGACAAUCAGAUCUUGAUUGUGAUCGGCGAGACAGGGUCGGGCAAGACAACGCAGAUCACGCAGUACCUGGCGGAGUGCGGGCUGACGGCGCGCGGCAAGAUCGCCUGCACACAGCCGCGCAGGGUCGCCGCCAUGUCCGUGGCUAAGCGUGUGGCCGAGGAGUUCGGCUGCAGGCUCGGACAGGAGGUCGGAUACACUAUCCGGUUUGAGGACUGCACCAGCCCCGAGACUGUCAUCAAGUACAUGACAGACGGUAUGUUACUCCGCGAAUGUCUGAUGGACCUUGAUCUUAAGACAUACUCAGUAAUCAUGUUGGACGAGGCUCACGAGCGCACCAUACACACCGACGUCCUCUUCGGACUGCUCAAGCAGGCCGUCCAGAAGCGGCCCGAACUUAAACUAAUCGUUACUUCAGCUACACUCGACGCCGUCAAGUUCUCCCAGUACUUCUUCGAAGCUCCCAUCUUCACCAUCCCCGGCAGAACCUUCCCUGUAGAAGUCCUGUACACAAAGGAACCAGAAACGGACUACUUGGACGCGUCAUUGAUCACAGUCAUGCAGAUACAUUUGAGGGAACCUCCAGGAGAUAUCCUGUUGUUCUUGACUGGUCAGGAAGAGAUCGACACCGCUUGUGAGAUUCUGUACGAGAGGAUGAAGUCCUUAGGUCCUGAUGUACCGGAGCUGAUCAUUUUACCUGUUUACUCUGCCUUGCCAUCUGAAAUGCAGACACGAAUCUUUGAACCAGCGCCGCCUGGCUCCCGAAAGGUGGUCAUAGCCACCAAUAUUGCGGAAACCUCUCUUACUAUUGACGGAAUAUACUACGUGGUCGAUCCCGGAUUCGUGAAGCAAAAAGUUUACAACUCCAAGACUGGAAUGGACUCCUUGGUUGUGACGCCAAUUUCACAGGCGGCCGCGAAGCAGCGCGCGGGUCGUGCGGGCCGCACGGGCCCCGGCAAGUGCUACCGCCUCUACACGGAGCGCGCCUACCGGGACGAGAUGCUGCCCACGCCCGUACCUGAGAUACAGCGGACUAACCUCGCUACCACGGUGCUACAAUUGAAGACCAUGGGUAUUAACGACCUGCUUCACUUCGACUUCAUGGACGCGCCGCCGGUGGAGUCGCUCAUCAUGGCGCUGGAGCAGCUGCACUCGCUCUCCGCGCUCGACUCCGAGGGACUGCUCACGCGACUGGGACGGAGGAUGGCUGAAUUCCCAUUGGAGCCAAACUUAUCGAAGAUCCUCAUCAUGUCAGUAGCACUACAAUGUUCCGAUGAAAUCCUUACUAUAGUAUCAAUGUUGAGCGUUCAAAACGUGUUCUACCGGCCGAAAGACAAGCAGGCAUUAGCUGAUCAGAAGAAGGCUAAGUUCAACCAGCCAGAAGGUGACCACCUCACACUGCUGGCCGUGUAUAACAGUUGGAGGAACAACAAGUUCUCCAACGCUUGGUGCUACGAGAACUUCGUACAGAUCCGGACGCUGAAGCGAGCUCAGGACGUCAGGAAACAACUGCUCGGUAUUAUGGAUAGACACAAACUGGACGUGGUAUCGGCGGCAAAGAACACGGUGCGCAUACAGAAGACGAUAUGUUCAGGCUUUUUCAGGAACGCCGCUAAGAAGGACCCGCAGGAGGGCUACAGGACACUUGUGGACAGCCAAGUGGUUUACAUACAUCCCUCCAGCGCCCUCUUCAAUAGACAACCAGAGUGGGUAAUCUAUCACGAGCUCGUGCAAACGACAAAGGAGUACAUGCGCGAAGUGACAACCAUAGAUCCAAAAUGGCUGGUCGAGUUCGCGCCCGCCUUCUUCAAGUUCUCAGAUCCCACGAAACUGUCCAAGUUCAAGAAGAACCAGAGAUUGGAGCCGCUAUACAAUAAAUAUGAAGAACCCAACGCUUGGAGAAUAUCCAGAGUGCGCAGAAGGAGAAAUUAAAAUGUUCACUAGAUUUAAUGUUUUCAAUAAAAUUCUACGAAAUGUGUU